UAUACAUAUAUAUAGCCUAGGUUCUUGUGAGCAAAGGCAUAUAUCCUAGGUUUUGUGAGCAAAGGGUGUGCAUUGUAACCAUGGCUAAAGCUCUCCUCGUUUCACCUUCCUACUUCAUCUUCUUCAUCUUCCUCAUUUUCUCUUCUACCACAAUCCCAGUUUUCGGAGAAGAAUACAGCUAUGUUCAAAGUGUCAAUCCUAAGAAAAUGAAAAUGCUGAGGGAAAAGGUAAGUCAUUUUAAACUUUAUUGGCAUGAUCUUGUUAGCGGGUCUAAUGCAACCUCAAUUACAGUGAUUAAAGCAGUGAAUAACACAACACCAUAUUUUGGUAUGAUAAAUAUAAUUGAUAACCCGUUAACCGUUGGGCCUAAUUUGAGCUCAAAAACAGUUGGAAAGGCCCAAGGGCUUUAUGCAUCUACGGGACAAAAAGAUGUUGAAAUAUUGAUGGUUAUGAAUUUUGCAUUCACUGAUGGGAAGUACAAUGGUAGCACAUUCACUGUAUUAGGACGAAACAAUGUUCCUGCUAAGGUAAGGGAGAUGCCAAUAAUCGGUGGCAGUGGGCUUUUCCGAUUUGCUAGAGGUUAUGUUCUAGCAACAACUUAUGAGCUCAGCAACACUGGAGAUGCCAAUAUUGAAUACAAUGCCUAUGUAAUACAUUAUUAAUGUGUGUGUGUGUGUGUUUUUUUUUUUCUAAUUUUUCUAUGGAGCUUUGGUCCACAAUAGUGAUAUACUUGAAUAAUCGUAUGCUCCCAACGUUAACUAAGUGGGAUUCUCUAGUUUUGUUUAGUUUGAAUAAAUUAGGUGGUUUUUACUUCACCUAAUUGAAUGUAAGCAUACAAUAAUAAAAUAAAAUGCUUAUUUACAUGGAUUAA
This is a messenger RNA of Vitis vinifera (wine grape), 871 nucleotides long. Its product is annotated as dirigent protein 22. The coding region runs from base 81 to 662 and encodes 193 amino acids. NCBI's taxonomy places the organism in Eukaryota, Viridiplantae, Streptophyta, Magnoliopsida, Vitales, Vitaceae. The transcript has a single exon. The record is from RefSeq and is a predicted model, not a curated record.